Monomorium pharaonis (pharaoh ant) is the source of this 2903-nucleotide messenger RNA. RefSeq lists its product as uncharacterized. The transcript has 10 exons. Lineage: Eukaryota; Metazoa; Arthropoda; Insecta; Hymenoptera; Formicidae. The record is from RefSeq and is a predicted model, not a curated record. The coding region runs from base 507 to 1883 and encodes 458 amino acids.
UAUUCGAGCAAAGGAUUGUCAGUUGACAUGAAAUAUGGUGCAAUAUGGUGGAGUAGUGUUACGUCUCCGAUGAAACAACUCCGAUAUGUUAAAUUAAUCUUUUAUUUUGAUUCUUAUCUGGAUACUCCAGAAAAUAUUUUUAAACAAUUCUAGUCGUGAAUAUCCGGAAUAUUGUUUUAAACAUUCGAACUUCUUUGUCUUUUGUCCGGCGUUGCAGUACAAUUAAAUUUUUUGAUCGGCUUGUCUCAAAAUUCACAAAGCUCGUAUAUGUGUAAACAUCUUCAGCUGUUUCGUUCUGCCGAGGAAUCCUGGAUGUCUCUUUCAUAGUUAUUUACGAUUUUGUUGGGCGAGUUUCGAAAAUGAUUUGCUGUCAUUGAUGACAAAACAGACAAUAGCAGUUCUCUCUAAUCACAGUACGAAGACUUGCAACUACGUUCUGGCUAGAUUCUAUUUAUCUUAUUGACGAAAAUUUAAUAGUAUUUUUUUUCUCACAAAGUGGCUUAGCAAUGAAUCCAAUGCGUUCGACAACUUUCCGAGGAAAUGAGGAAUCAAGAUUAACACGUAACGAAGAUAAUAACACGUACUCAGUUUUACGUUCAAGAACUGAAGAAGAGAAGUUGAGACGUAGACGAGAAUGGCAACGCCAACAAGAACGAGAAAGACAACAUGAAAAAUUGAAACAGCAAAAGAUUUUAGAAUAUGAAAAGAAACGUGCACAAGCUUUAAAAUAUGCAAAGGAAAAAUCCUCGCGUCACAGUCGAAGUAAAAGCGAUAGUGAGUCUCCCUCUCAUCAUCGUUACAGAGAUAGAUCUACAUCAACUGCCUCCAAAUCUGGUAGUCUACAUGAAAAAUUGGAUGGGCCUACUAGUGGAAUAAUACCUUUGUUCAGAGGUCCUCAAAAUAUACAGAUCGAUCCUACAGAAUUACGUCGAAUUAAAGUUGAUAUUCAUAGGAAUAUUCCUGCAAAAGGAUCUGUUAUCGAACUAGAGAGAGAUAUACUUAAUCCUGAAGAUGUAAUCGUCAAGAGAAGAGAGGGAGAAGGAUGUAAACCAAUAUUCGAUAGGGAAGAAAUAAAAAAGGCUGUAAUCAAAACUAAUGAAGUAGAAGAACGACGUACAGUUGUAGCUGUAGAUAAAGAACCCUCAGCCUCGACGAUGAAAACGCAUACAUCGAAGAAACCAUCUUUAUCCUUGAGCCCUAUUAGGAAUCGUGUUUAUAAUUCUGGAUAUAUAUCUUCCUAUCAAUCCAGACAUCGUGCGGAUCUGAAACAUCAGGAUGGCAAGAUAGAAAAUCGGGAUAUUCGGAAAAAUGACGGGAGAAGCAGUAUAGAGAAACAUCGGGAAUAUAAAGAGAAAUAUACAGAAAGAGAUACAAUUAACGAUACUAAUCGAUCGCGUUCUAGAGAAUCACGUAAUUCACAUUCCAGGUCGUUUAUAGAAGAGAGAUCUUAUCGUGAUAGAUAUCGUGAGAGAUCAAAUGAAUAUUCUUACGAAAGAAGAAAUAGUGAUAGAGAAAGGGAUAGGGACAGAGAUAGGGAUAGAAAUAGAGAUAGGGAUAGGGAUAUUAGGGACAGGGACAGGGACAGGGAUAGGGAUAGGGAUAGAAAUAGGGAAAGAGAUAGGGAUAGAUCCAGAGACCGAAGGGAUGCAGCACCGCAUUAUAUUGAAUCACCAAUACCUGUUCCUAUCUAUUACAGUAGUUUUCCCCCAAGACCAAUCGUAGUAAGCCCUAUGGUUCCAUUAAGAGGACAAAUUCCUCCUAUGGGAAGAGGCAGACAUCCUACUUUAAUGGCGCCACUUAGACCAUUUCCACCACGAUUUGUUCCUCCGGAUAUGUAUAGAUUGGGACAUCCACCCUCAAAUCCAAGAUAUGGACCAUUUUGAGACGAGAAGACAAUUGACUAUCAUCUUGGUACUUUAGAUUAGAUGAUAUACAGAUAAUGUAAAACAAUAGAGGCAUAUAUUUUAGUUUUCACUUUAUUUGUGAAGAUAUCAUAACGAAUAAACAUUCGCCAGUUAUUUUCUAUUAACUAGGACACAUAUUCAAAUUUUGUACGCUUUGGAAAAUGCAAUUAGAAUGAAGGGUAUCUUUUCAUUUGAUGCUAGAUUUGAAUGUCAAAAUAGAUCACGUGAUCCAAGUUGAUGCUGGAUGAAUUUAAAGCUUAAAAUGGUCAUUUUAUCAGUCAGGUUGUUGAUCAAAUUAAGUGUAGUAUAUUAGGAUUUAUUAUAUUUUCUUUUGUUAGAUAUACAAUGAAUAAUAUUUCAAUUGUUACUUGUGAUUAAGCAGUAUAUAAUCAGAUUUUUAAUUUCCAGAAAUCAUUCUACAAAUCUCAGUGGUUAUUUCAAGAUAAAAUGAUAUUUUACGGCUAUUUUGAAUUUCAGUAUCAAAAGUCUAGUUUUAAAUUUGCCUUCCUGAAAGGGAAAUAUUACAGAGAAAAAAACAAAAUGUUUUAGGCCUAUAAAAAUUAGUUUUGACAUCGCAAUUGUAAAUAUAAUGGUAAUUAUUUACAUUGGCGAUUUCUCAUCGAUUUUGAUGACCUUUAAAUAUGUUGUCAGGGUCAUUAUUCCGAACAACUUUUUCCUGUACAUGUUUUCCUGUACAUGAAAUUUGAUCAGUCUACAAUGUAGAUUAUGUAGACUCUACAUGAUUGAGAAGUACACUUAACCGACACUUCUUCGCUGUGGUCACACAUACACACAUACACACACGGAGGAUGCAAGGGGGCCUUUGCUCCCUCCCCUCCUUCCGCACCCGUUUUGUCGGUAGGGAUGCCCUGGAUAGAAGUGCUCUGUGUACAACAGCAACGGUAUGUACUUUGUUGAUGAUAAAUUACGACUUAAUUGACAUAAUUAUUUCUGCACAAAAUACGCACCAUACUUUUGCAGACUUCCCGUAGGAAAAAA